Molecule: messenger RNA, 1307 nt
Organism: Folsomia candida
Lineage: Eukaryota; Metazoa; Arthropoda; Collembola; Entomobryomorpha; Isotomidae
Product: receptor expression-enhancing protein 6
Exons: 7
Coding region: 189-734 (181 amino acids)
Source: RefSeq, a predicted model, not a curated record
CACCGCUCAUUUUGUCGUUGGACUCGGUUGGACUCCAUAUUACUUUAUUCUCCUUCCUUUGAGCUUAUGCUCUUGUGUUUCUGAGGAAAAUAUCCAAGUUUCCAACUAAUUUUUCAUCUUCGUGAAAUACUGCUCGAUUUUCCUACCCAGAAAGAAGACCAGAAACUUUGGCUGAGAAUCGUAUCAUCAUGUCAGCACAAAUACAAGGAUAUCUGGAACAAGUGGAGAAACUUCUUCACGAAAAGAAUAAGUUCACCGAAGUUAUUGCUCUCGCGGAACAAAAAACCGGUGUCAAGCGGCUUUACAUUGUUUCCGGUGGAGUUGCUUUCAUGUCAUUGUGGUUGAUUUUUGGAUAUGGAGCCCAGCUUCUAUGCAAUUCAAUUGGAUUUAUUUAUCCGGCUUAUGCAUCAGUGAAAGCAAUUGAGUCUCCUCCAAAAGGCGAUGACACUAAAUGGUUGAUGUACUGGGUGGUCUUUGCUCUGUUCAGCGUUGUCGAAUUUUUUUCGGACAUCCUUCUCAAUUGGUUCCCAUUGUACUGGCUUGUGAAGUGCGUUUUCCUGAUCUGGUGUUUCAUCCCACUUGCCACCAAUGGAACAAAUGUUAUCUACAAUCGAAUUGUGCGGCCACUAUUUUUAAAACACCAGGGACACGUUGACAAUUUCUUGGGCAAAGCAACUGAUGCUGCUGCUAACCUUGUUAACAAGGCCCAAGACGAGCUCCGAAAGAAUAAUUAAUUUUUGUUUCAUUUCGACUGUUUUAAACAAAAUCAAAUUCUCAAUAACACCAAUCUUGGACUUAAAACAACAAGUUAUAACCUACAUUAGUAUUUAUAAUGUACGUGUAUAUUCCGGAAGAGAUGUGAUUGAACUAAACUAUACAAACACAACGGGAAGCUCAAAAACACCUUGAUAAUAUUAUUUCUUGCAUUGUUAGGUCAUUCUGUUAAAUAUCGUAUGAUCGUUAAUUCUAUAUACAUAAAACACAUGUUAUAAUAUAAAUGUUAUGAAUUAUGUAUUUCAACUCAAGUACGUACUUAUAAAAAAUUUAAAUGCGUGAAAUGAAAACCAAUAGUAGGUGCCUCUCACUAUUUGUACCUUCACAUUUCUUUCACAAUUUUCUCAUUCGUCCAGUGUAUUUUAAUCUGAAGUAGGGAAGCCACAAAUAUUCGAAUUUGUAAAUAUUGUUAUCUUUCCUCAUCUACUUUCAUUGUUAGUGUUAGUACAUACUUCUCCAUUGAUGGCAUACAUUGUUAAUAUACAAGUGCCAUGUUAUCUUACGUAAACCUACCAUAUUAAAUGUUAUUAUUA